Molecule: messenger RNA, 205 nt
Organism: Paramuricea clavata
Lineage: Eukaryota; Metazoa; Cnidaria; Anthozoa; Malacalcyonacea; Plexauridae
Source: the annotation of a GenBank genome assembly
UGAAACGUUACACAAUGGGAAGCGACCAGUGGAGCUGCAUGUAAAUGUAUUUGCUCAUGUUGUUGUCAUUGUUCAUGGAGAAAAAUAUUCAUUAUUGGUGGACAUAACCCAGAAAGAAGAAAGGAAAGUAUCAGAUGCCAUUUAUGAAGUCUGGCUAACCCCACCUUCUGGCCAAUCACUUCAAGCUGCUGGCAAGAAUGCCUGA